Messenger RNA from Clonostachys rhizophaga, 3081 nucleotides. NCBI's taxonomy places the organism in Eukaryota, Fungi, Ascomycota, Sordariomycetes, Hypocreales, Bionectriaceae. The record is from the annotation of a GenBank genome assembly.
AUGGCCAAUGCCAAAGAUGCAUCGUCUCUCGCCUUGAGACGUCUCCAACGCUUCAUUGCGCCGAAGAAGGAGUCUGCCAAAGCUGUCCGUGACAUCAGACUGGGACUUGAUCGGAUAUCUCGAGUUGUCCCGGAGGUUCAGCAGUGGCAAGGGGUCCACGUGGGUGGUACUAAUGGCAAAGGCUCGAUCUGUGCCUUCCUCUCUGGGCUCUUCACUCUGGGUGGAAUUGGCUACGGCCGGUUCGUCUCUCCGGCAUUUCCACAUAAGCACAAUGCUGUGACGAUAAAUGGCAAAUAUGUCAACCCUCGGGUGUAUGAGGUGGAGGCGGACAAUGUUCGGAACGCUUACCAGAGGUUGUUGCAAGGUUGGCAACUCGCGGCAGCCGAGGACCCAGGACCGCUUUCUCCUUUUGAGCUGGAGACAGCUACAGCUUUCCGGAUUUUUAACCGUACCGGUGUUCCCUAUGGCAUUGUCGAGGUCGGCAUGGGCGGUGCAACGGAUGCCACAAAUGCUAUGCGUCGAAAAGGUGUUACUGUCAUCUCCAAAAUCGAUCUCGACCACCAGGAGUAUCUGGGAAGGACUCUUGAGCAGAUUGCAAAGGUAAAAGCCGGAAUUAUGCGUCCUGGAGUACCGUGCAUCGUCGACUAUACCAACGAAAAAUCGGUCAUCAGGGUGUUGAGAGAACACGCAAACAGCAUUGGCACGCAAAUAUCUCUCUCCUGGAAGGCCGAACCCUUACUUUCAACUCUCGAUAAUGACCGGUGGAAACUAGAGGACUAUCAAAAGCAAAAUCUCUUGUGUGCAGCUCUUGCCUUUCGCCACCUUUUCCCCUUGAAACCGAUCAAUCUAGACAGGCUCUUAGAAACCGAGCCCUACUUGCCCGGCAGAUUGGAGUGGGUUGGGAUAGACAAGCUUACAGAUGAUCAAUACAAGGCACCGGUUUUGGUUGAUGCCGCUCAUAAUCCUCUUGGAGUCCAAGCAUUGGCUAGAUAUGUCGACACAAAUCUACGCUCCGAAGAUGCCCCCAUCACGUGGGUCAUCGGUUUCUCUUCGAGCAGCACGAAGCCCUUCGAUCAAAUGAUCAAGACUCUCGUUCGGCCCCAAGAUAAUGUUGCUUUUGUGGAAUUCGAUCAGCAGAGCAACGAGCCUCCCCCAACACCUGCAGCGCAUGGGCAGGAAGUGCUGAGAACCGUGAUCUCUUCCACUGAGCAGGUCUAUCAGGGUGAACCCAACCUUCGAGACGCGUUGCACUGGGCUGCGUCAAAAGCUGGUGCCGGGCGGCUGGUGAUCACUGGCAGUCUUUACUUGGUACGAGACUUUUAUAUGCUGGAUGGCGUGCACCGAUUCAGGGGUGAAACGAGGACACAGCAACCGACCUCGUCCCAGCUAUGGCGAUUAGAAAAGUUGCGAAAUGAGCGGGCUCUGACACAAGAAGAGCAUGAAGAAUUCAAGCAGGCCAAAUGGCUUUUGCAUGAAUCCAAGCUCAACAAUGCGAUGGACAAAAUCAAGGGGACCAACAAGCGGCUAAAGGAAAGCCCAGCUUCUAAGAAAAAUCCGCAACCCAAGGCAUCCCUAACUGCUGCAGAUGACCCUGCCGGACUCGUCAAACUUCGCAACAUAGCUCGCCGACACAGAUAUCAGCUAAGAGGAUAUCGCAUAGCCAUACGCAGCAUCGGCAAUGAUAUUGAUCAGGAGACUCAAGCAGGAGGAGAGCUCAGCAGCGAUAUCCUGUCCAAGCUCCGGGAAGACGCCGAGCUUCUCAAGGCACAAGCAGACAAACACUACCUUGCGCUUGAGGAUUUACUGGACAGGUUCCGAAAUCAUCCCGAUGCGCCCAAGAUUUUUGGCCCCCGCCUCGAGGAGACACUCCUGGGUAAAUCUUACGCUGGAUCAGAGGAUAGCCCUUUCAAUGCGGCUACGGAACUAGAUGUUAAGGAAGAGCCCGCCGAAUCCGAGAAGGAAGAGGCCCUAUCCUCGCGAAAAGGGCAUGAAGCAACAACAGACAAGCCCGCAUGGCUCAUCGCGGAUUUCCAGCGUGGGGAAUCGCCAACAUUCGUCGAGCACGCCCGAGCAGGGGUUCGCCUUCUCGCCGAGCACGGUCAAGAUGCCAUCCUCGCCUAUUCCGGCGGCCCAACGAGGGGAGAGACCCGGCUCUCCGAGGCACAAAGCUACUUCAACAUCGCCCUAGAAAACGCCUUCUGGGGCUACUCCAUCCCAGAGGGGCAGAUCAUACUCGAGGAGCGCGCCCUCGACUCCUACCACAACGUGCUCUUCAGCCUGACGCUUUUCUUCUCGCGGUUCGGCGUCUGGCCGCGGCACAUGACGAUUGUGAGCCACGCGUUCAAGCGUCCGAGGCUGAUUGACGGGCACUGCGUCGCCAUAGGCUGGCCGCUUGGCAGGGCGAGCUUUGUCGGCAUCGACCCGCCGGGGCUGGCUGGGAAGGAGGAUGCUGUGGAGGGUGCUGCCCGGGCGAUUGGGGAGUGGUUGGAUGACCCUCAUGGACGGGGGGCGAGCUUGAAGGGGAAGAGAGCCAAGAGGAAUCCCUGGGGAGUAAGUCAGGGUAUAUUUGAGAAGGGGGUAGAGGCUUCCGUGAGAGAGAAUGCCAAGUUGUCAGCACGGGGGGAGAGUGAUGAUGAGACUUUGGAGGAUACUAUCUUUGGUCUAGGUCCCUCCCCUACAGCCUUCACCAAAAACUCAACAGCCUGCUCUACCAUUUCCGCGCUGAACCAGUGCCCAACCCCAUCAAACACACGGUCGUCAAUCUGCAACCCGCCAACCUCCGCCAGCACUUUCACAAACGGCGCGGUAAACUUAUGCGGUACCAGCUGGUCAUCCCCCCCAGAGAGGAGAAGCAACUUUUUGCUCCUCAACCCCCGCGAAUCAACCAGCGCCGACAGCCGCGAACGCUCAACCUCAGAUAGGGGAAGCUCAGGAAGAGGAGCGUCAGAGAACAAGAACCCCUUGGGGUCGUUCGCCUUACAGACAGCAACGAGAUCCCGCGGGAAGAACCUGCUCCCGAGGAACUGCGCGCCGCAGUCGAGCUUCGACCCAGCCGCCCUGCCACCCAUGAGGCCUAGAUAG